Molecule: messenger RNA, 3382 nt
Organism: Calidris pugnax (ruff)
Lineage: Eukaryota; Metazoa; Chordata; Aves; Charadriiformes; Scolopacidae
Gene: RASSF3
Product: Ras association (RalGDS/AF-6) domain family member 3
Exons: 5
Coding region: 108-878 (256 amino acids)
Biological process (GO): signal transduction
Cellular component (GO): cytoplasm
Source: RefSeq, a predicted model, not a curated record
GCGGCGCUGGGAGAGGAGCGGCAGCGGCGGGGCCCCAUGCGGCGGCCGGGACGGUGCUCUCCGCCGCCCGGCCCCAGCAGCAGCAGCAGCAGCCGCCACCGCCGCCCAUGACCUGGACCAGCAGCAUGAGCAGCGGCUACAGCAGCCUGGAGGAGGAGGAGUCCGAGGAGUUCUUCUUCACCGCCCGCACCUCCUUCUUCAGGAGGCCGCCGGGCAAGACCCGCGCCGCCCCCCAAGAUGUUCAGAAGGAGAGAGAACCUCAUGUGUAUCUCAGUAAAGAAGAAAUUAAAGAGAAGAUACAAAGCUAUAAUUCAUCUGUCACUGAUAAAUUAAAGAUGACCUUGAACGCGAAUGGGAUUUACACUGGCUUCAUCAAAGUUCAGCUGGAACUAUGCAGACCCAUCACUGUGCAGUCUUCCCAGAGCCAGGGGAGAUGUGCUCACAGCAAUAAUGAAACUGCUUUUUACCUGCCGGACGGCUGCGUGAACACCCUUCACAUCAGCAGCACCAACACCGUUCGUGAAGUUAUCGAGGCCUUGCUCAAAAAGUUUUUCGUGGCUGACAACCCUGCAAAGUUUGCACUUUAUAAACGCUGUCACAAGGAAGACCAAGUUUAUACAUGCAAGCUGUCAGACCGAGAACAUCCCCUCUACCUGCGUUUGGUGGCAGGCCCCAAAACAGAAAUGCUCAGCUUUGUUCUACGUGAGCAUGAAACUGGAGAAGUCAUGUGGGAAGCUUUUAGUAUUCCCGAACUGCAAAACUUCUUGCGUAUACUGGACAAAGAGGAAAACGAGCAACUGCAAAUCUUAAAGAAGCGUUACGCAGCUUACAGAGACAAACUUGAAGAAGCCCUUGGUGGGGUGUGGAAACCUGGUUAAAAGGGGGCCAAAGGACACUCAGGAAAAACGCACGCUACCAAAUGUCAGUAUAGCAUGCCAAACCCAAUGUACAAAGAGCAGCAGAGAGUAGUUUUCUUUAUUCGGAAGACUGUUUUGUGAUGCCAGGGUACCUGAAUUUUGCUAUAGACUUAGUUCCGUAAGCCAGGUCACUUAGCAUCUUGCACCCACAAGUAAGGGAUUCUGCAUGUUUGUACAUCAGUUUGCAACCCUCUGUGUGCCUAGAGAGUCUUUCCAAGUUACCUUGGUGCAAGCUGUGAAACUGUAAUAAAUUUUCUAGGAUGCUAUGAAAUGAGAUUUUUAUGGGGUUUUUUUCUUCUUUGCUUUAAUGGUAGCUUUACAAGUAAGGAUGUGCAAAUUGAUGGGUUAAAAAAAAUGAAUUAAACUGUCUGGACAAGAAUUAGUUGGAGCACUAUCUUGAUUUGCACUACCUUUCUGUUUUCAAAUAGUUACUGUAUAAUUUGUGAGAGAACUGUUAUAGAUGGAAGGCAUAUGAGAUCUUUUGAUUUGUUCUGUUAAAUUUGUGGAAGGCGUUACGGUUUUUUUCCUGGAGAAGGUAAAGAGGAAGUUGAAAAGAAGGUAAGAGUUGAGGGACGAGGUAUCGUAGUAGCUGUCAGAGGAGGACUGGUUUUAAAUGGGAAUAGUAUUUAUACAGAGGCAAGUUAAAAUACUAAUUCUACAGGAUUAAAGUUUUAGGAUGUUAGAAUAUUGUGAAUAAGUUUUAUGGUUUUUAUACUGCAUAAAUCCACACUGGAAAAGAAAUACAGAUAAUAGAAAUAAUGGGAAGGAAUGAGAGGCAAAAGCUAAAAAGGAAUGGAAAUGAAGCUGCACAUACAAGUUGUUAUUGGAGAAGCUGAUUCCAUAAAUGCAUAGUGGGGGUUUGAAAAGUGCAGUGAAGCUAAAAAGCUGCUUACUUGAAUUUAGAAAAGCAGUCAAUGUCUCAGAUAACUCUGUGAGAAAUGCCCGUCUAGCGAGUGUUUAGACAUAAGCUAUAACUACAGACGCAUUUGGUCUUUACUGUAAGUCAGAUCUUUCCUCUGGCUCAGCAAUCCAUUUUUAGGCUGGAUAAUUUUGAAUUAUCAUAUCUGAAAGACAAAAAUAGCUUCCUCUGCUUCUUUGCUUGUUAAAGGCUCAGUCAGGCAAAGAAAGUAGAAUUAUUCAUGUUUCCAGCUUAGCAGAAAAUUAACAUUUAUUGGCUGUGUUGGUGACUGAGCUUAGUAACUCUUGCUUUUAGUAAUUCAGAAGGUUUUUUCUUUGUGGUUUUUAAAUUCUUAAUUGAAAAACAGAUUACCAAAUUCUGCAGACUGCUGAUUUACUUGAUUUAAAAGUAGGAAAAAUGUAGCAAGAAAGUUUUUUACUUUACUGUAAAUAUAAUUGUUGUUCUUUCAGAGUUAUUUAUCUUAAAAAGCACGUUCAAAAGAAACCAAAGAAGUGGGUGUGCAAUAGAAGCAUGAGGCAAAUUUGAGUAACUAAUCCUUUAGUCAUUAUCAUGCCAGAGAGGAAAUGAGUUAUAAAUUUGGGGGUAAGGAGGUGGGUGGAGGAGUGCUAAUGAUUUAAGAGAAGCAGAAGUUGUUGGGGUUUUUUCCCUCCACUCUUUUAGGGUGUUCGUUUUAAAUUCCCACGGAAUUGUUAAAACUUUGGUGACAUCUAAUGGAUACUGUGUGAAACUUCAAGAUGCUUCUGUUCUUCCCCUUAAUUUGAUGUAAUUGUGCCUUUGUUUCCUUUCCUUAGUAAGACUUUUUUUUUUUUUUUUAAACUCUUCACAGGUUUUUUGGUAAAAAGAAUUUGCAAGCUUAAUGAGGCAAUCAUAAUGUUUUAAAGUGUUAAGAGAAAUUAAGAGUAGGACUAACUAUAAAGUAUAUAUAAGGCAUAUCUUGUUUGUUUUUUAAUUUCACAUGUAACAUUGUAGUGCAUGUGUGAGUUAGUAACAUUAUCCUCAAGUGAGACACUUUAUAAUGGUUCAGGGAAUGCUUUUAUGUUUUGUUACAAUUUGUUUUUCUAUGAAUGCAAGCAGCAUGUCGGUGGGUAUUCUGUUAACAUCUACUUAAUUUAUGUAUCUGCCCGUAACUAUGUAAGCAUUACAUAAUCGCUGUCAGUAAUGAACCAUUUGUCGCUCAGAUUUAAACACUGUUUGAGUUUAAAAGUGGAGUAUAAAAAUAUGUGAAUUUUGUUUUUACUUGAACUAAACUAUCAGUCUUUUAAGUAGGCACAUCUGCAUUUACUUUAGCCAAAAACCUCAAUCAGUGUUGUAUGCACUAUGAGUCUUGAUUUGGGGUGAAGGGGAGGGGGUGGGGGACCAAAAUAAACUUAUAUUUUAAUUUUGUCAUAGUCCACAGUUAAUUAUUGUAAGAUGUCAUGUGUGGGGUUAAUUUUUUUUUUUUUUAAACACUGGCAAUUACAACAGCUUUAAUUUAAAAGGAUGCCUAGUCAGUUUUUAUCUUUUAAUUUUUGCAUCAAAUUGAACUGUCACAGCUUUUGUUGCAAAA